GUGGGAUCGCUAAUGGCACAAUGGACGGCAACGAGCUUGUCGAGCUUUGGCUGCAGCGAGUCAACGAUCGUCCACGCAACACGAGACACGACAGGCAUCGUACGCAAAGAAGAACGGUGCGGCAUGGGGAACAUCUGGCUGGUGGAGAUGGACGUAAUGCGAUCGGUCAGAAUCAAAAGCAUUCAUGGGCUGAUGAUAACCCUCUCCCACCAAAUCGACACGCUCCACAGGGCCCUACUCGAGAUCAUGUUGAUACGACUAAUGGAUCUCUGGAAGAUGAUUCGCCGCAGAUGCCAGCAUUCGAGAAGAGGGCCAGACACAAAACAAGGCAUGACAAGUACGAUUUGCAUGGAUCUACCAAAAUGACAGUCUCGAAAAGCAAAGCAGAAAAGAUCAAGCGCCCAAGUCGACGCAGAGAGACCAGCAACAGGAUGCUGUUGGCUUCACGUGAGGUCAUGGACAAGUUUGCUCCAGAAGCAGUCCAUAAUAGCCGAGUGACGGGCGAUCAUCAGCAGGUGCAGGAUAUGGGCAACAUCGUCAAAGACCAAGAGAUAAGCGGCUACGGAUAUCGGGACGUCAUCAGUGACCAGCCAGAAAGUCGUUCUUCAUUCCCACCCAAAAAUCCCAUUCGGGGAGACCGACCAUCAACGGGCCGGAACACCUCUUAUUGCACUUGGUCCACAAGUGACAUGUCCACAGGAAGGCAUCCUGGCCAGCAAUCGCACCAGCUGGGACGCGACUGUCAAAGAAGUCUGACGCCAGAUCAUGUACAGCAAGCUCUGCAAGAAUCCGGAGCACUAGAAGGUGCAGGUGUAAGUAAAAGAGGCUGUCAGAUUCAGAACCCACAUCAAAUCGACGCCAUAAGGUCUGGGAACCUGCCCCACGAAGUAGAGGGCAGCGUCGCAGGCCACGACACCCCGAACCAUAGUCGCCCAAAUACUGUGAUAGUCCGCUACGAAGACAAGGGCGUGAUGGCAAGAGAGCUUUCACUCGACCGAGAGGCAAGAAUUGAUCAUUCGGUAGCCCCUGAAGAGAUGCAUGAGGGUACGCUUGCAACGCAAGCGCAAAACACAGCUUCUAAAGGGAUUGCAAAGAUGGCUGACCCAGUGGAUAAAAGCCACGACGAGAAGGAUCAAUCAGAGGUUAAAAUUAUUCCGAACGCUGAGGCUCUCAAUGGAGAGCUGUCUCGGGACGAGGUUGCCAAGCAAAUAUAUCUCAAGUCACCCGCACCCAAACCCCCUUUACCGGUCUCUCCAGGUCCUCCACGACCACAGCGGACCGUUUCGCUAGGGGAGACGCCUGAGCGAUAUUUUCAGUCUGUCGGCGACUAUCGCAUUACACGGCCGCUCACGGCGCCUGUAGAGUCAACACCCGGCGACGGUGUCGUUCACCUGCCUAAAGAGUGUCCGGCUGUCCCAGACACUGAAUCACCCGCUGAUGCCCAGUCUCAGUCUCAAUUAGGCCAGUCCCUCGCUUCAUCAACUCGCACUCACAAUCCGACACCACGAGAAGUGUACAGUCAACAAGAUCUUCAUCAGCAUCAGCCUAUGAAUGAUAUCAAGCACUGUGCACCACACUCACAAUAUGCUGUACCACCCGACAUGAAUAUGAGCAUGCACGGCGAGGAUGCUACCGAAAGCGUGGCCGCUUUUAUCCAGCGUCUAGAGGCAGAAAAUGGUUCGAUACCAUAG
Molecule: messenger RNA, 1691 nt
Organism: Verticillium dahliae VdLs.17
Lineage: Eukaryota; Fungi; Ascomycota; Sordariomycetes; Glomerellales; Plectosphaerellaceae
Exons: 3
Coding region: 21-1691 (556 amino acids)
Source: RefSeq, a predicted model, not a curated record